This is a messenger RNA of Pseudocercospora fijiensis CIRAD86, 813 nucleotides long. RefSeq lists its product as uncharacterized. The transcript is spliced from 2 exons. NCBI's taxonomy places the organism in Eukaryota, Fungi, Ascomycota, Dothideomycetes, Mycosphaerellales, Mycosphaerellaceae. Gene Ontology annotation, cellular component: cytosol. The coding region runs from base 1 to 813 and encodes 270 amino acids. The record is from RefSeq and is a predicted model, not a curated record. Gene Ontology annotation, molecular function: oxidoreductase activity.
AUGGCUACAGCAAUGGGGAAGCGCCUGGAAGGCAAGACGAUUAUCAUCACAGGAGCUUCGUCAGGAAUUGGUGCAAGCACCGCAAAGGAAUUCGCUGCAACAUCACCGAAGAACCUCAGGCUCAUCCUCGCCGCACGACGAAUAGACACGGUCAAGCAACUGGCCGCCGAAAUCAACAAAGAGCAUGGCGAUGGUGUCAAGAUUCAUCCAGUCCAGCUUGACGUCUCGAAAGCCGACCAAGUUCUCAACUUCAUCCCGAACCUGCCAAAAGAGUUCCAAGAUAUCGACGUCCUGGUGAACAAUGCAGGUCUGGUGAAGGGAAUGGACAAGGCAGGAGAUAUCAAGCCUGAAGAUAUGAAUGUUCAAUUUGAGACGAAUGUUACGGGUCUCAUCAACAUGACACAAGCUGUUCUCAAGGUCUUCAAGCAGAAGGGCGAGAGCGGGCAAGGAGAUAUCAUCAACAUUGGUUCCGUCGCAGGUCGUGAACCAUACCCAGGCGGUUCCAUCUACUGUGCCACAAAAGCUGCCGUGCGAUCAUUUACAGACGCCAUGCGGAAAGAGUUGGUUGCGACGCGGAUCAGGAUUAUUGAGAUCGAUCCUGGUCAGGUCGAGACGGAGUUCUCGGUGGUCAGAUUCUACGGCGACAAGAGCAAGGCAGCCAAGGUGUAUGAGGGAUGUACGCCCUUGACCCCAGCCGACAUUGCUGAGACGAUCGUGUGGAGUGCUGGAAGGCCGGAGAACGUGGUGAUUGCGGAUAUGUUGGUGUUUCCCAACCAUCAGGCCGCAGCGACUGUCAUGCACAGGAGAUCGUAA